Messenger RNA from Colletotrichum orchidophilum, 1842 nucleotides. RefSeq lists its product as uncharacterized. The coding region runs from base 1 to 1842 and encodes 613 amino acids. The record is from RefSeq and is a predicted model, not a curated record. NCBI's taxonomy places the organism in Eukaryota, Fungi, Ascomycota, Sordariomycetes, Glomerellales, Glomerellaceae. The transcript has a single exon.
AUGAGGGAUCUCCCAGCCAGUCCCCGACAUGGGUCCCCAGCCCUCGCACCACGACGACUCUCCGAGGAACUCGGUGACUUCUCAUUCUCCAGCGAUGAGUAUGACGACGACGACGAGGAAGAGGGGGACGAGGAAGACAAGAGCUACGAUGGCAUUGAGACUCCCGCCUCAUCACGCAAGUCUUCACAGAGCCUGGAUGGCUAUUUCGACGAGGUCGACGCCUACAAGCAGCAGCAGCUCCAGGACACAACCUCCGAGUCAGAACGCAUUGAAAAGAAGAAUGAUAGCCGUCCGUCGACGGCGACUUACAGCAGCCGCCCUUCCACGGCGGUCUCAAUGCCGCCUUUCCGCCGCUCAUCAACCUGUCCCGUCCUCCCAGACGACUUCAUCUCCAGUGCAGCCGAUGAGGUCGUCAAGAUCAUGCCCGACCAGGCGGCGUUUAUGAAGCGCAUGGUGGAAGGGUGGAGGGAGAUUCAACGGCGGUCGUCAGUAAGCACAACCACGUCCCCCAUGUCGCCGGCGACCACAAUAUCGCUGGGCACGACAAAUUCGCCAAAGAGACCGCACACAGCACCGUCGCCCAUGUACGCGCCUCAGAUGUGUUUCGCGUCGUUCCCGCAGGCUGUCCCGGAACAAGAUGAGCCUGAUAGUCCCACAGAAUCGGUGGGGAGCUUUCCCAAUGUGGUGGAGCGGCUGGAUAAGGUCGAAGAAACGCUGGAGGAGCUGAGAGACUUGGCCAAGCAACAGGCCGGCGCCGCGAUUGCGUCGACCUCGGCGAGCGUGACCGAGCAGAAUGCAAAGUUCGCCGUUGUGAAUAAGUGCAUCGACACAAUCGGCAAGGUGUGCGAGAGGGAGCUGGAGGAGCAGCAGCAUGAUUCGCAGCUGGACAGGAGAUGCGUUGACGCGCUGAUCCAAAUCUGCGAAAUGUUUGCGCGCGAGAGCGCCGACCAGGAUCCCUAUCGAUUCGGUUCUAGCUUCAUGGCCGAGGAGAGCGAGGACGACGAUGUCGAGUACGAGGGCGAGGAUGAGGAAGAGGACGAAGCCGACAGUGAGAGUGACGGUGAUAGUGAGUAUGGGUCUGACGACGAUUAUGAGGCACAUCCCAUAGAUUCGGACCCGACCGAAUACGAAUCAGGAGAUUUUCUAGGAAAAUAUCCGACAAUCGAAACAGACAAGACUUUGCCUCCUCUGUCAAGAACACGGAGGUCAUCAACACCAACCCAGGUUGCACCCGCCGGGGCCAGAGUGGAGGCUCCCGAUACGCCCCGCCGGCGUGCUCGACUGGUCCGCGAGGCAAAAGCUGAGCUCGAUGCGCUCUUCUCCGAAUGGGCCGAACCGAAGAACUCGUAUGAAGAGCGUCAUUCCCGUAUCGUAUACGCCACGGAAGCGUAUCACCUGCGCCUCGUAGACAUGAAGUCAGCACACGAAUGCGAGUUCAAGUGGAAAAAGGAAUUGAUGAGUUACGAAGAGGAGAUGAAGGACAGAGGCAUUUUUGGUCCAAAUGUAUGGCCAAUCGUGGACUUGGCACUGCCCAUCGCUCAAGUCUUUCUGAGUGUGACGUUGCUGGUCGCGCACUUCUUCGGCCUCGACGCCUGGCUGAUGGGGAAGAAACCGUUCCUGAUGUUCCUGGCCGCCUGGCUGGCAAGCGUGACCGUAUUGGCACGCUGCACAGAGGUCAAGGCAAGAGAAACCCUGUACAAGACGUUGCUGCCUCCCGAGGCUAGGGAGAUGCGGAGCAGACACGAGCGCGACUUGGUGCUGCUCAAGGCGGCUCAUGACCGCGCUGUCCAGAGGGUCUACGCACCGGAGCAACAGUCACGGGCGGGAGACAGGAGUGGGUGA